Messenger RNA from Manduca sexta (tobacco hornworm), 3053 nucleotides. Its product is annotated as ionotropic receptor 93a. Gene Ontology annotation, molecular function: signaling receptor activity; ligand-gated monoatomic ion channel activity. Gene Ontology annotation, cellular component: membrane. Gene Ontology annotation, biological process: monoatomic ion transport. The record is from RefSeq and is a predicted model, not a curated record. NCBI's taxonomy places the organism in Eukaryota, Metazoa, Arthropoda, Insecta, Lepidoptera, Sphingidae.
ACGAAUGUAUUGAGAGCUGGUGUAGAUUUUGGGCAUACCAACACCAUUUAAUUCUUAAUCAUCUCAAUACAAGCAUGAAUUUAGGAAUGCUGAUCAUUUAUUGGUCGUACUAUGAGCGACAGCAAAAAUCCAAAAAUAACUAGAAAUUUAAAAAUAAUACAUCCUGUAUACAACAGUAUGUUUCACAUAAGCGACCCACCAACAACAUAAAACAGAACUCUGAGACACGUGUGCUAUAUCGCUUUAAUGAACUCGUAAAUAAUUAGUUCAUUUCUUUGAUUGGAUAAUAAUUUAUUUUGACGAAUUAUGACUGGUCUAUUCAUAUGCGAAUUGUGUCGGAACAAGUCGGUACAAAAUGCGGCUAAAGCUUGUGGGUUUCUUGUGUUUAGUAUGUCGAGUGUCUGGAGAGGAAUUUCCAUCGCUGAUCACGGCGAAUGCUUCUAUCGCCGUAGUUCUCGAUCGUCAGUACCUAGGCGACAAAUAUCAAGCUGUCUUGGAUGAACUGAAGGACUAUAUCAAGGAACUAGCGAGAGUUGAUUUAACCCAUGGUGGAGUCGUCGUCCAUUACUACUCUUGGACAUCCAUCAGUCUUAACAAAGGUUUCCUAGCAGUCUUCAGCGUCGCAUCAUGCCUAGAUACCUGGGAUCUAUUUUCACGUACAGAAGAAGAAGAACUUCUUCUGUUUGCUCUAACAGAAGUGGAUUGUCCACGCCUUCCACUGCGUUCAGCCAUCACCGUUACUUACGCUGAAGCGGGCGAAGAGUUGCCACAAUUGCUUCUAGAUUUAAGAACCUCAAAUGCUUUCAAGUGGAAAUCUGCUGUUAUACUACAUGAUGACACUUUAAAUCGAGAUAUGGUUUCCCGCGUGGUCCAGUCUUUAACCUCACAAAUAGACGACGAAAGUGCUUCGCCAGUCUCGGUUUCCGUCUUUAAGAUGAAACACGAAAUCAACGAGUAUUUGAGGAAGAAGGAAAUGCAUAGAGUGUUGUCCAAACUGCCUGUGAAGACUGUUGGUGAAAAUUUCAUAGCAAUAGUAACGUCAGACGUAAUGACGACUAUGGCAGAUACCGCCCGGGAACUCCUCAUGUCCCACACCAUGGCGCAGUGGUUGUACGUCAUUUCAGACACCAACAUACAUAACUCCAACCUUUCAGGGCUGAUCAGAGCUUUGUACGAGGGAGAGAACGUCGCUUUUAUUUAUAACCAGACAGAUAAUAGCCCGGAUUGUAAGAAUGGUAUAAUGUGCUAUUGCCAAGAAAUUAUGAACGCGUUCAUAUCAGCGUUAGACGCAGCCAUCCAGGACGAGUUUGAUGUGGCGGCUCAAGUAUCUGACGAGGAGUGGGAGGCGAUAAGACCUAACAAAAUACAGCGAAGGGACAUGCUACUUAAACACAUGCAGCAACACAUAUCAACAAAGAGUCGAUGCGGUAACUGCACCACUUGGCGAGCAUUAGCGGCUGAUACUUGGGGCGCCACCUACCGCCAUUUCACCGAAGAUGAUAUUCUUAAAGAGAAUGAUAACGGUACCGAAGUUACGGUUAUAGAGAAGGUUACUUUAUUAGAUGUAGGGUUUUGGAGGCCGAUAGACGCGAUGACAUUUUUCGACGUCCUGUUCCCGCACGUCCAACACGGAUUCAGAGGGAAAGAGUUGCCAGUCAUUACUUAUCACAAUCCUCCGUGGACCAUACUACACACAAACGAAUCUGGCGCAAUUGUUAAAUAUGGCGGUCUUAUGUUCGACAUAGUCAACCAACUUGCUAAGAACAAAAACUUUACGAUAAAGAUUCUGCUACCAGGGAACGUGAAGAAUGAAAUUUCCAAUGAAACGGAUGCGUUGCACAGUCGGAGAGCGAUGUUGGCCCUCGCUGCCAUUGCGAAAGGUCAAGCGGCACUUGCCGCUGCAUCUUUUACUAUACUACCAAAUCCCACUCCAGGAAUAAAUUACACGAUCCCGGUGAGCACACAACCGUACGCGUUCCUGGUGGCUCGUCCCAGAGCUUUGAGCAGAGCCAUGUUGUUCUUCUUGCCUUUUACAGCUGAUACUUGGCUCUGCCUUGGUCUAGCGGUGAUAACUAUGGGUCCAGUGUUAUACAUAAUACAUCGCAUGAGUCCGUAUUACGAGGCGAUGAAGAUCACACGACAAGGCGGGCUAGCUACUAUACAUAACUGUUUAUGGUAUAUAUAUGGAGCGUUGUUACAACAAGGUGGAAUGUAUCUACCGCGAGCAGACAGUGGUCGUCUCGUAGUAGGGACGUGGUGGUUGGUAGUUCUGGUCGUGGUAACCACGUAUUCUGGUAACUUGGUAGCGUUCCUCACGUUUCCGAAGUUAGAGAUACCUGUGACCUCGAUAGCGGAACUGAUCGAAAACAGAGCGUUGUACACCUGGUCGAUAAAUAAAGGAUCGUAUCUGGAAAUGGAAUUGAAGAAUUCCGAAGAACCUAAAUAUAAAGCGCUGCUGAAAGGAGCGGAGUUAACUACACAUAGUUCAGAAACCAAUGCACACGCAGGUCAUCAUCUCCUGGAGCGUGUGAGGCAACAGCGCCACGUACUUAUUGAUUGGCGCCUUCGGCUCAGUUACUUGAUGAGUGCAGACCACAUAACCACCGGUUCCUGUGCCUUCGCUCUCAGUAUAGAAGAUUUUAUGGAUGAACGAGUGGCGAUGAUCGUGCCCGCUGGCAGUCCUUAUUUAGCCCUCUUAAAUAAAGAAAUAAACCGCAUGCACAAGGCCGGUCUGAUCACGAAGUGGUUGAGCGCGUACCUGCCGAAGCGCGAUCGUUGUUUCAGCAUGUCGUCCAUGGCGGCCGAGGUGAACAACCAUACCGUCAACCUCAACGACAUGCAGGGAUCCUUCUUCGUGCUGUUGCUUGGUGAUUCUUUUUAUUGCUUUGAAUGAUGGGACUAUCUUGCCGUUCGUCUGAUGGUAAGCGAUCAUCAUCAUCAUCAGUCGCAUAAAGUCCAUAAGUUGAACAUAAGUUUCCCCUAAAGAUUUCCAGACGGACCUUUCGAAAGCGAUGAUAUUGCGUACCUUACCCAGGCGGACUCACACAUAUGAG